Molecule: messenger RNA, 1751 nt
Organism: Diabrotica virgifera virgifera (western corn rootworm)
Lineage: Eukaryota; Metazoa; Arthropoda; Insecta; Coleoptera; Chrysomelidae
Exons: 4
Coding region: 46-1671 (541 amino acids)
Source: RefSeq, a predicted model, not a curated record
AAUUGUUGGUCAGAUUGGUUUGAAAAUGUUGAAAAAGAAGUCGAAAUGGUGAAAACAAAAGAAAUAGGAAUACAUGACAAUCCAUUUAAUUUGCCAGAAUUUUGCGCACGUUUAAAGAAAGACAUUAAAAGCUUCCCGUUAUGGUCUUGUAUUUGGGUACAAAAAUUUGGAUUUGGUAAAAUUCCGGCUUCCAGUUCUGCAGUAGAAAGCGAAAUAAAAAAUAUAAAAAAAGAUUUAUUUGAAAAAAAAUUAAGAGCAGAUGCAGCAGUUAAUGCGAUUUUAGAGUACCUGGUUGGUCGCUCUAAUAUAAUUCAAGCGAAAACUGAUGCAAUGGAAAACAAAGAAGAUAACGUUGAAAUUACUAAAGGAUCUGGAAAUGAAUCGGAGAAAGAUCUUGAUGCAGAAAGAAAUUUAAUAAUUGCUACUGAACCAAAGUCAAUCUCAAUUAAGGAAGAUAAAGAAUUCGUAAAAGAUACAAUUCAAGAAGAGAACGUAAGAAUAAUUAAUACCAAAGAAAUAAUAUGCCAAUUGUGUUCAUCCAGUUGUGCACAACAAAAAAAAGGGAGUAGUGAAAUGUUGUGCAACAACUGCAAUGCUGUAAACAACGUACAACAAAUAAUCGACUUAGGAAAAGAAGAAAAUUGGCGUGGUCAAGUCACUAAGGCAUCAAAAAAUACAACUAAAAAAUCGAGAACAAAAUCUGCAAAGUUAUCAAAAUACUUGGAUCAAAACCAAAUUACUUUUGAUUCACUGUUUCAAGAUAAUUUGCAGAAAGUGCCUAUUCUGAAGAAUGGAAAUGCUUUAAAUUUAAAGGGUGUGAAAAUUAAAAAACAAUUGUAUUCAUUUUAUAACACGUGUGCAAUAGAUUCAAUUGUACAAUCGUUUAUUGUUGGAGCAAUAGACCAUUCUGAAGUCGAAAAUGCAUUAAAAACAUUACAAAAGGAUUGUCCAUUUAUUGCACUUGCACUAUAUAUAAAAAAGAUGGGAGUUGCACAAUCUUAUGUAAAACGAGGCAGAAUUUUACUGGAGUUUCAUGAAAGUGCUAUACAGAAGACACUAAACAAAACAAAUAAUGAACUUCAAAAAGUAAUACACGUAGACUGCAACACAAAUGCUUUUGACAUGAUGUUAAAAUUAAUUGAAAAGUUACCAAUUAACAGAAUAGUCAUAAACUGUAAUAAUGGUUGCCCUCAAAGAACCCGAGAAACGAAUUAUUAUUUUUUGGAUAACUUACUCUUUAAGGAAGCUUUAAGCGAAGUGGAAAUGCAAGAAGCAUUAACAACUGACAGAGAUUGUAGCAGAAGAGGAUGCUUAGGACAAUCAGAAGUGCAAUAUGAUUCAAGUGGUCCAAUUAUCUUAAUUCAAUUAACGGACAUCAGGACAUUAACUCAUCUGGAUAACAUCCCGAUAAAAUUUUCUGAUGUACUUGGGACCUCUGAUUAUUAUUUACUGGUAGGAGUAAUCCGUUACAUUAACAAUGACCUUACCUCGACUAAUGGAUUAGGAAAACUGUCCAUGGGACACUACACAACAAUCUGUCGCAGAAAUAAUCUGUGGACCGAGUUUAAUGAUCUCAAUGCAGGAACACAAAGAACUCUAACCAAAGAUGUGGACAAAAAAGUCAACAUAGAAUUUCUAAUAUACAUUAAAGUUGAAAAAACGUAUAAAUAAAAUCAAUUAAAACUGUAUCACCAUGCCUUUAUAUUUAGACUGUAAUUCUUUUCUACAUUAAUAAAGAGCACCAAAUUUGA